Molecule: messenger RNA, 3398 nt
Organism: Stegodyphus dumicola
Lineage: Eukaryota; Metazoa; Arthropoda; Arachnida; Araneae; Eresidae
Gene: Dhod
Product: dihydroorotate dehydrogenase 2
Biological process (GO): 'de novo' pyrimidine nucleobase biosynthetic process; pyrimidine ribonucleotide biosynthetic process
Cellular component (GO): cytoplasm; mitochondrial inner membrane
Molecular function (GO): dihydroorotate dehydrogenase activity
Source: RefSeq, a predicted model, not a curated record
CUUUUAUUCACUGUUUACAAUCAAAACACACGUGCUUUUUUUGGCAUAUUUGUGAUAUCUUGAAAUCGACGAUUAUUGUUUGUGUACGACACAAUUUAGUUGCUGACGUUUUAUCGUGUCGGAAAAUGUCGAAAACUUUGCUGUGGAAAAAAUUGAAAUCCCUUGCGAUUAUUGCAACUGGAGGCUCAGCUGCUUUUGUUGGGAUAUGUAUGUAUCAAGGAAAUGAAAAAUUUUACAAAGAAGCUCUGAUCCCAGCAGUGCAUACUAUAUUGGCACCAGAAGCGUCUCAAACACUUGGACUGUUGGCUGCAAAAUGGGGUCUAAUUUCAAAAUGCAAAGUUCAAGAUGGAGCAUUGUUGAAAACUAAGUUAUGGGACUUGGAAUUUUCAAAUCCUAUUGGUAUUGCUGCUGGAUUAGACAAAGAUGGUGAAGCCCCAUCAGGACUAUUCAAAAUGGGUAUAGGCUUUUUGGAAGUUGGAACCGUGACACCACUUCCUCAAAGUGGUAAUCCAAAACCAAGGGUAUUUCGCCUGCAUGAAGAUCAAGCCCUUGUUAAUAGGUGUGGUUUUAACAGCAAAGGGCACAAAUAUGUAAAACAGCGACUGGAAGUCUGUGAUAAAAAUGGUAUCAUAGGUGUAAAUCUUGGGAAAAACAAAGAAAGUGAAUCUGCUGCAGAGGAUUAUGUAAAAGGAAUAAAUGAAUUUGCUUUAAUAGCAGAUUAUUUUACCAUUAAUGUAUCUAGCCCAAAUACCCCUGGAUUAAGGAACUUGCAGAAAAAACAAGAGCUUGAAAAUCUUCUUGAUAAGGUUCUUGAAGCAAGAGAUAAAAAUUUCAAGAAACCCCCUGUUCUCUUAAAAAUAUCACCUGAUCUUUCAUAUGAAGAGAAAAGUGAUAUAGCUCAAGUUGUACUGAGGAAAGGGAAAGCUAUAGAUGGCUUAAUUAUUUCGAAUACGACAACAAAUAGACCUGAAUCUCUAAUAAGCAAACACAAAAAUGAACAAGGUGGGCUUAGUGGGAAACCUCUGCAAAAUAUAAGCACUUCUGCUAUUAAAGAUAUGUUUGUGUUAACUAAAGGCCAAAUACCUAUCAUUGGAGUUGGAGGUGUAGCAUCUGGUAAAGAUGCCUAUGAGAAAAUAAAAGCUGGAGCCUCUCUCAUACAACUUUAUACAGCUAUAACCUUUGAAGGCCCUCCAGUUAUUGGAAAAAUUAAGAGAGAACUGCAAGAAUUAUUAAUAGCUGAUAAUAUUGAAAACAUUAAAGAUGCAGUAGGAAUUGAUCAUAAAAAAUCAGCAAAGUCUUCUAGCUGAUAAUAUUGACUACUUAAAUGUGUUAUCUGUAUGGUGCAUUUUAUGUAUUAAGAUGCCAUAAUGUAAUAUUUUUGAAGUGCAUAUGCACUUAGGUCAAUACCCACUUUAUUAUCUUUGUAAAUAUGCUUAAUUUUUAUCAGUAAUAUUUAAGACUGUUCCAUAAUUGUUUUGCACAUAUUUGCAUAGAGAUGUGAUGAUUGAAAAUGUUUAGUAAAUUUAUUCAAUCUAUUGCUUAUUGUGCGGAAAAUAUUCAGGAAAGGGACCGAUAUCUGAGAUGCAGUUAACAUGGUAUGGCAUCAUGAUCAAUUAAUUAUCACAUGGCCCCUAUAUGUGCUUGUAACUUGAAGGAAGCACAGGCCUAUAUGACUGGCCAAUAAUACAUUUAUGUAAUUUUACUGCCUCAUGUUCACCUUUUCCAUGCUGCUUUCGGUGAUAAAUUUGAUAUUUUAGUGUAGCAUAUACACUACAAGACUAGAACAUUUUCUGUAUAUGUAGCCUAAAAACUCUUUGAGUGGUGCUAUUGUUUAUUGAUAAUCAUUCUUUUUCAGAAUUAGAAUUAUUUGAAUCUAGGCUUGAAAUUCUUGGUCAGAAAAAUGUCUUAGGAUGCUGUAUAAUUUUGUCAUCACUAAGCUCGUUCUCUCAGGAAUAAUUUGAUAAACUAUCUGCAUACAAUUUUCCAUCAUUACAUUCUAUUCUAUCAUUUUUAGGAAUUUAUACUUAAGUUAUUGGAAAAAAAUCACUUUGUCCCCCCAAAAAACUCAUUGAUAACAAUAAUCCACUGAUAAUUAGUAGAAAAUGAGUUUUAUUGUCUCCUGUGCUUUAAUAACAAUCUGCAUAAAAUGAGUUUAAUCGUUUCCCACUUAACAUGUUCUAAUUAUUUAGACAAAGUCACCUUUUCUAUCAUGUCAUUCCUUGUAUUCAUGCUAGAUGUCCUGCAAAAUUGACCUAACUUGAAUACUUUUCACCUUUCUUCAUAACUGUGAGAACCCAGUCUUUUGUAAAAGCAAAUUGAUAUACAGCAAAAGCUUAGAGGGGUCAUCUGUACCUGAGAUUAAAAUGUACAAAAAUAUUGUUUGAUAUAGAAAUAAAAAUUUAUUUUUAAAUGUCUUAUUAAAUGUUUUUUUUUUAAAUUAUAUGCAUGUGAAUUAAUAAUUUUCUGUCAAGUUUUGGUGAAAAUAUGUGUUUUUAGAAAAUUAAAUAUAUUCUUGUUACAGACUUAACUAGUAUUAUUUACUGUGGAAGAUUAAAAAUAUUAAAUUUGCUGAUGUAUUAAAUUAUUAAAAAAAUUAGGUGUAUGGACAACCAAAUAUGAGAAAAGGUUGCAGUGUUUUAUGUUAAAACUGACCACAGUGGAAUUUAAUACCAACUUAAGAAGACAAUAUUUAAGUUUGAUAGUAAAUCAAAAUGCUAAGAUAGCUAACAGCAACUGAAUGGUAUUAUCCACAUAAGACAGAUAUUUAAUGAAUCAUUUUAUUCUGUAUAUACAUUUAUAAGAAGCAUGUGCAAGGACAGAUAAAAUAUGCUAACAUUAUCAAGAGAGAUUUUUUAUACUGUUGUGCCUCGUAUAAUAAAUACGCACAUAGGCCAAAAAAAGUCUUGGAUUAUGAAUCACAUGCCAGUAUCAUUCUACAUUAUUAACAAAUUGAAUACUGAGCUAAAUUUGGUUAAUUUUCUGUCACUUAAACACAGAAAAUAUGUGCGGGCAUAAACAAAGGCAACGAGUUACGAAACAGGCAGGUAUACACAUUUUUAAUUAUAUUUCCAUUAAAAAACUUCAAGCCUUUAUUGAACACAGAAACAUAAAAAAAAAAAAAAAAAAAAAAAAAAAAAAAGCCUAGAAAGAAGUUUCAUUGGAUGAGAAGAAGACAGAUGACCAUGCCUAAUGCAAUCAUCAGUGACCUCUUGAAGAAGUGGGCAGCCAAGCAAUGGCAACCCAUUCCAGCUGAGGGAAAUCGAUUAACAGAUUUGUUUAACAGCAGUGCCAUGCAGUUUAUCAGAACCAUUCUGAAGAAAGGAGGGAAAAUAAACCACUUUGGAUAACUUGUAAAAAUAUUGAUCUUCCAAAAAAAAAAAAAAAAAAAAAAAAAAAAA